AUGUCUGCCUCAGAAACCAUGAAAGUGGCUGCUCUAGGUCAGCCCUUCACCUUGGGGAUGCUCUAUAAUGCCUGCAGAGACGAACUGAUCCCAGGUUUCACUCUGUGGGACACAGCGACUCUAGAAAGCCAGACCUCUGAAAGUGCUCAAAAAAGCAGUUCUUUUAAGAUUUCGGCCUCCGACACCAUUGAAUCAAGGUCUUCUCUGAUGGAUAUCGAAGCUUCUCUGAAGCUCAGUUUCUUGGGUGGGCUGGUUGAAGUUGGAGGAUCUGCCAAGUACCUGAAAGACCAGAAGAAAUUCAAGAACCAGAGCAGGGUAACCUUUCAGUAUAACGCUACCACCAUCUUCAAGCAGCUUUCUGUACCUGCUCUCGGGCCACUGAAUAGCCAACAAAAACAAAUCAUCGAGAAAGGCAAGGCAACACACAUCGUCACCGGCAUCCUUUAUGGGGCAAAUUCAGUCUUUGUGUUCGACAGUGAGAAGUUGGAAUCCAGCAGUGUUCAAGAUAUCCAGGGCAACAUGGAAGUUGUGAUCAGAAAGAUUCCUUCAUUUAGCAUUGAAGGCAGCGCUCGCGUACAUCUGUCUGAAGAAGAACAAGCGCUGACAAACAAGUUCAACUGUAAAUUUUUUGGGGACCUCAUCCUUGAAACAAACCCUGCCACAUUUAUCGAUGCAGUGAAAGCCUACUGUGAGCUUCCAGCGCUGCUGGCACACAAGGACAACAGUGCUCCUCUGGUUGUCUGGCUGCAUCCUCUGAAUUCGUUGUACGCUGAGGCUCCUAAGCUGAUCAGAGACCUCAGCAUUGCACUGGCAAGGAAAAUUCAAACUGUCAUGGAAGAUGGAAAUGAAGUGCAAAUGAGAUGCAAUGACAGCUUGUUUAGCAGCGUGGCACGGGAAUUCACUGUCAUUCACAAAAAUUUAAGCUGCUUUAAAAAGUUGUGUUCUUUUUACACAUCUUCAAUCAAACAGAUGUUGGCUAAGAAUCUUCCCGUUAUCCGUGACGGCAAACAAGAUGAGAGCACGUUGGCAAAAGUCCUAAGCGACCAUGACAAGUCUCCAUUCAAUCAAGAACACCUUUCCAAGUGGUUGGACACCAAAGAACGAGACAUCAAUGUCAUUCGGUCCUGUGUCGAGAUGAUAAUGCGUGAAUCAAAUGCCCGCGUUGUUCGCACAAAGACCGAAUUGGAUCGAGCGGUUCUUGCUCCAGGUGUCACCAAUGUUCUCGUCUAUGUGUUCACCAACUUGGACCCUGUUGACCAUUGCCUUGAUGCCAUGGCCAAAUACUUGGACACAUUCCAAAUCCAACAAACCAACGAAGAAUCGUUCUUCACGAAUGCCGAUAUCAUCCAAAUGAGAGAAGACGCCCAAACGUUCCUCAAAUAUGCCAAACCUCUGAGGCGUAGCAGCAGUGUAAAGUUCCUCAUAACUGCCCUACCAAAUAAGAACUACAAGGCAUCGACCAUCUACCAUUAUAAGAAUGGCCUUCUGUUCAGUGACAAGUUCACAGUGCCACCCCUCCCAUCACCGAGGGACAUCACAGACAGAAGUGAUGUCAUCUGGCAUGCCAUUGAUCUCACACUGGAUGAAAAUACCGCCAACAAAGACCUCACCGUGUCUGAGGAGAACAAGAAGGUGACAAAUGGCAGUACCAGAUCAUAUCCUUCUAACUCAGAGAGGUUUACUGAUCAACCUCAAGUUCUCUGCAAGGAAGGGAUGACCGGUCGUCAUUAUUGGGAGGUUGAGUGGAGGGGUGACGCUUAUGUGGGGGCUGCAUAUGGUUCUGCCCCAAGGAAAGGUACAGCGACCUGGCCGAAAAGUGCAAAGUUCGGAGAUGGAUUUCAUUCCUGGACAAGUCGAGUAAAGAACAACUUUGAAGUGUGGGCACAAAGCAUGGGUUUCCCUAUCAUGCUGUGGCUAGAGGAGCUUGCUGGCGUACAAAAGUUGGGAGUGUUUCUCGACUGCCCAGGUACUUCUCUUUCCUUCUAUGGUGUCUCUGGGAACAAAAUGAAACACUACUACACCUUCAAUAGGCCAUUUGAAGAAGCGGUUUAUGCAGGUUUUGGAGUACACGAAAAACAGAGUUAUGCUUUACUGUCACCGUUUUAGACACCGCAGCAAACCCCACGUGCCGAUUCGAUUAUCAGCUGUGCAACAGUUUUAGAUUGACUGUUUUAAACAGCUUUGUAGUUCUUAAAACCACAAGCUUCAGGACUAAA
Dunckerocampus dactyliophorus (ringed pipefish) is the source of this 2216-nucleotide messenger RNA. RefSeq names its product stonustoxin subunit beta-like. Bases 1 to 2106 code for a protein of 701 amino acids. NCBI's taxonomy places the organism in Eukaryota, Metazoa, Chordata, Actinopteri, Syngnathiformes, Syngnathidae. The transcript has 3 exons. The record is from RefSeq and is a predicted model, not a curated record. Gene Ontology annotation, molecular function: protein binding.